This is a messenger RNA of Macadamia integrifolia, 3175 nucleotides long. Its product is annotated as receptor-like protein 15. NCBI's taxonomy places the organism in Eukaryota, Viridiplantae, Streptophyta, Magnoliopsida, Proteales, Proteaceae. The transcript has 4 exons. The coding region runs from base 216 to 2996 and encodes 926 amino acids. Gene Ontology annotation, molecular function: protein binding. The record is from RefSeq and is a predicted model, not a curated record.
UCGAAUAACACAACAUUCUCCUUGACUUUGACUUAAGGUCAAUCAAUGACUAUGAAAUGAAAGUCAUUUCUUUCGUUUUUGUUGGGUUACCAUAUGUCUUGAUGUAAUGGUUGGUACAAAUGCUCCCUUAUUUAAACCUUCAUUUUGCGCCACAGCUGAAGUAGAGUUAGCCAGAGAAGAUUAGUCUUCCAACUCUUUCCUGCUAAUUUCUGGUCAUGAUGGAAUGGUCUUUGGUGAAGUGCUGCUUGUGGGUUUCAUUGGUGUUACUAUUUCAAAUUCUUGAUCAUGGGGGGGUGUUUGGGUGCUUUGAAGACGAGAGGAUUGCUCUCUUGGAAAUUAAAAAGGCUUAUUUUCUCAAUUGGACGACAGAUAAUGCUGGAGGUGAUGAUGGCAGAGGGAGUAGUACUGAUUGUUGUGAUUGGGAGCCAGCAGUGAUCAAGUGUAAUGCAACCACAGGACGAGUCAUUCAACUCUCUUUCAAUGAUAUAAUGCGAUUUGAAAAUGGAUUUGAAUAUGGUGUUUCCCUAAAUGUUACCAUGUUUUCUGCUUUUAAAGAACUGCAACUCCUCAACUUAUCUUAUAAUCGCUUUGAUGGUUUGAUAGAAAAUGAAGGAUUUGAAAGAUUGGUUGGAUUGGGAAAGCUAGAGGUCCUAGACCUAAGUGGAAAUUUCUUCUACGAUAGCGUUCUUCAAUCUUUGGGUACGCUUAAGUCCCUUAGGAAAUUGUCUCUUUCCGACAACAAUCUUGAAGGAUCUUCAUAUUUUGAAGAAUUCUUAUCUAAUAUGCAUAUGUUGCAGUCAUUGGAUCUGAGUUCUAAUUUAAUCAAUGGGACACUCCCAGGCUUGUGUCAAUUGAGGAACCUUCAUGAGUUAGAUCUUAGUUGGAAUGAUUUUGAAGGGGUUCUUCCUCCAUGUCUCAAAAAUUUAACAACUCUCAGGAAGUUAGAUCUGUCACAUAACAAUUUUAAUGGAAGCAUCCCCUCAUCUCUCAUACCCAGCCUUACAUCCCUCGUUUCCAUUUCUUUGAGCUAUAAUGAUUUUGAUGGCCUGUUCCCAUUCAUCUCCUUUGCUAACCAUUCCAACCUUGAAUCAAUUGACCUUUGUAGUGCUGGAGACAAAUUCAAAGUGGAAACUGAAUAUCCUUCUUGGGUUCCUCCAUUCCAAUUGAAGGCACUCCUUUUGUCAAACAACAAUCUCAAUGUUAUUCCAACAUUUCUCAAUAACCAAUCCAACUUGAGAAUGGUUGAUCUCUCCAGUAACAACCUGAGCGGAACUUUCCCCAAUUGGUUGCUGGAGAACAAUAAAAUGUUAGGAGUUCUAAUCCUGAGAAAUAAUUCAUUAAGUGGUCAUAGUGUCCACAAGGCUGCAUACUCUAUAGACAUGUCGAACAAUGGCAUUAAUGGACUGCUUCAAGAAAGCAUCGGAAGGAUCUUACCAAACAUAAAGUACUUGGAUCUAUCCCAAAAUUACUUUGAGGGUGACGUUCCUUCAUCAAUAGCUAACAUGAAAAGGUUGCAAUAUUUAGAUCUGUCCAAUAAUAAUUUCUCAGGAGAAAUUCCAGUAGGGAUGGCCACAAGUUGCAAUAACCUGCUUAUUUUAAAACUUUCAAAUAAUAGAUUGCAGGGUGAAAUACUUCCUCCAUAUUUUAAUUGGACUCAAUUGAUUGCAUUACAUUUGGACAACAACUCAUUCUCGGGGAAUAUCUUAACUGGGUUGUCCAAAUGCUCUGAAUUAGAAUUUCUGGAUAUUGGAAAGAAUUGGUUAAGAGGAAGAAUACCUAAUUGGAUUGGUAACCUCACAAACCUGUACACACUCGUCAUGCGGGGUAAUUCUUUACAAGGAAACAUCCCAGUUGAGUUUUAUAAGCUUCAGCAAGUCAAGUUCCUUGACCUUUCCCAAAAUUUACUUUUGGGUUCAAUACCAUCAAUAUUGAACUCAACAAGUUUACAACAUCUACACCUGGAAGGGAACAGGUUCACUAGGACUCCACCACCAACUCUACGUUUCAAUGAUUCAUCUCUUUUGACAUUGGACAUUGGAGAUAAUGACUUAUAUGGUGUUAUGCCAAACUGGAUAGGUGGCCUUUCUGAUUUGAGAGUUCUUCGCUUGAAACAAAAUCAUUUCAGUGGUUCAAUACCGAAUUACAUCUGCCAAUUGUCGAGGAUAUAUGUAAUGGAUCUUUCCCAUAAUGCCCUUUCUGGAUCAAUACCACAAUGUUUGAAUAACAUUUCGUUUGGGAGAGGCACAAGAGAUAUUAGCGCCCUUGAUUACUACAAUUCCAUUGAAUCUUUAUACCUCAGUUAUUAUGAAGACAAUGGCAGGAUAUCGAGUCCAUUAGAAGAGGUUGAGCUCAUUAUGAAAGAUAGGUCCGACUCUUACAAAGGUAUCAGUCUUAAUUUGUUGUCUGCAUUAGAUUUAUCCUGUAAUAACUUAACAAAUGGCAUCCCAUCUGAAAUAGGAGAACUAAAUGGAAUUAUUGGUUUAAACUUGUCUCACAAUCAGCUAACUGGACCCAUUCCAAGAACCUUGUCAAACCUAACCCAAGUAGAGAGUUUGGACCUUUCCUACAACAACCUGAGUGGGGAGAUCCCUUCAGAAUUAUCCAUACUAUGCUCAUUGGAGGUCUUCACUGUGGCACACAACAACUUAUCUGGUAAGCUACCAGAGAUGAAGGCACAAUUUGGGACGUUCACAAGCACCAGUUAUGAAGGCAACCCAUUCCUUUGUGGUCCACCAUUACCAAGAGAUUGUUCAUCAACAGCACCUUCAAUUGGAGUUAGGAAUGAUGAUGAUGAUGAUUAUGAUAUCGACAUCAGUGCUUUAUAUGCAAGUUUUGCCGCUUCCUAUGUCAUUACCUUGUUUGGAUUUGCAGCAGUUCUCUACAUCAAUCCUUAUUGGCGGAGAAUGUGGUUCCGUUUCAUUGAGCAAUGUAUCGAUUCAUGUCAUGAAUUUGUGUGUGAUACCUGGUACAAGUUAGUCAUCCGUGCAUCUACUUAAGAUAGUUUCCUCUAUCUUGUUUUAUAAUAUGUAUAAUCUUUUUUUUUUGGUACAAUGUAUAAUCUUGAUUAAGAGAGUGAAACCAUGUAAUAAUAGCCCGUGGGAGUGAAUGUCUCGGAUCCAAUUUCUCAUUCGCUAUGUGGGGGAUGGAAAAUAAAUUAAAGGAUGCCCUUUUUUUU